AUACUGCUCCUACAAAGACACUGCCACAUUCCUUCUCCUUCCUCCUGCAUACUGUCUCUCUCUCUCUCUCUAUCUGAUCAGCUGUUCCGCUUCCUCCUCUUCUUCUCUCCCCCAACCCCGUAGCCCUCCCACCCAUCGAGCCAGGCGGCGGCGCGACGGCCGGUGGCUAAGGCGGCGGCCGGUGCCAAAAUCUCGAGCAAUCGCGUCGCGCCGUCUGGCCGGCUUGCGACAUCGCUCGCCCGAGAGCGUCGUCGUCUUCGAGCUUGUGCCGCGCGGCGCCGUCGCCGCGUGGUCCGAGGGCCCCGUGCCACCGCGUGCAGAGGGCAGAGGCCCAUCGCCUCCUCCUCGAGCCACCGCGCUGCCGUGUGCCGUCCCCCUUGUCGUCCUCGAGCCCCUGCGUCGCCGCCGGCCGCCGGGGCUCCUCCUCCUCGUCCUCCUCGUCAUCGACGCCCCAAUCGGCACCGCCUCCUGGUCGUUAAAACCAUCCUCGGGCCUUUCGCCAAUUGGAAGGCGCCAUCUUUUCCGCAUUCUUUCCAUCCGGAUUCCGGCCGCUGUUGCUGUCUGGCGGAAUAUCUGUUUCGCCAGAUUUUCUUGCGUUUCGAUUUCUUUUUAUUAUUUUCCUGAGAGAGAGAGAGAGAGAGAGAGAGAGAGAGAGAGAGAGAGAGAGAGAGAGAGGGUUCCUUCCAUUUCGCUGCUGCGCCAAAGAACACAACUUUCCCAAUUCCUUUUCGCCUCCCUGUAGAGGCAUGGAGUGGGACAAGGCCAAGGCGUCCUCCGGCGAGGCGGUGGACGACAGGGGCGGAGGGGAAGGAGGGCUCGGGUACGUGAAGGUGAUGACGGACGAGCAGAUGGAGGUGCUCCGGAAGCAGAUCUCCAUCUACGCCACCAUCUGCGAGCAGCUCGUCGAGAUGCACCGCGCCCUCACCGCGCAGCAGGACUCCAUUGCAGGAAUGAGGCUUGGUAAUCUGUACUGUGAUCCUCUAAUGGUUCCCGGAGGUCACAAGAUCACAGCAAGGCAGCGAUGGACACCAACCCCAAUGCAGUUGCAGAUUCUUGAGAACAUCUUUGACCAAGGCAAUGGAACACCAAGCAAGCAAAAGAUAAAGGACAUAACAGCAGAGCUCUCACAGCAUGGCCAGAUCUCAGAGACAAAUGUCUAUAACUGGUUCCAGAACAGGCGGGCACGAUCGAAACGGAAGCAAGCUGCUUUACCAAAUAAUAAUGCAGAAUCUGAAGCUGAAGCGGAUGAGGAGUCCCCAACUGACAAAAAACCCAAAUCAGAUAGGCCGCUUCACCAGAACAUAGCCAUGAGAGAUCACAAUAGCGAAAGGAUCUCGGAGAUGCACCACUUUGACACGGAGCAUGAGCAAAUCCGUCGUAUGAUGUAUGCAUCCAAUGACAGUAGCUCGCGAUCGUCAGGCAGUUUGGGCCAGAUGUCCUUCUACGACAAUGUUAUGUCAAAUCCAAGAAUCGAUCAUUUCCUUGGUAAGGUGGAGAGCCCCGGGAGCUUCCCCCACAUGCGAUCCGGUGAAAGCUUUGAUAUGUAUUGAUGACGCGGCAAUUCUGGAUUCUGGUUACUAGGUUCGUUGCAUUAGACACCAUACUGUUUUCCCCUGUAAAAAGUGAAGCUGGUAACUUGCCGUUCAUUUUGCUUACUGAAAUUGCGAAGUUUGCCUUACGUCCACACGUUGGUUAUCAUGGUCUUGUCGACAUUCUACGGAGAAUAGCUAGUUCUAGUGUAAACCUGUUCUGUUGCUGAAUUAGCUGCAAGAAGCCGAUAAAUAGCACUCUGCACACUUAGGUGUUAGGUGAUUGUGUGGAUAUUUCUUGAUGGUGAGUUUGUAACGAUCUUCUUUCACUUUGUCCUGAAGGCUGAAUCGAUCAGCGCUACAAAUGAGUUAGUAGUUUUAAAGGUUGCUCUUGUCCAUGGUAAAGCUUUUGGUCUGAUAAAGUCUCAUGAUCGCGUUGCCAUCUGCCAGAAAAUUGGAGUUUCUUCGAUUGUGAAGAUCAUUGAGUUGGAGAUUAGACAAUGCUUGUUGAUGAUACUAUGGGCAUGUUGGCAAGUGGCAUGGUUUGCCAGAUUUUGACUAAACCAAAUGUUGCUUCUUGACUAUGUACAAUCCUCUAUAGCUUCAAUGAGCAGUUUUCCCUAUGUUGUCCUCAUAGGAUUUGCCUUACACUAUAGUUUGAAAGGACUAUGAUCUACUAGCUAUACAAAUUCUCGGAAUGCAUCGUAUCGUUUAGAUGGGCAAAUGGAAUCAUGAAACCGGUACUGUAUUCAUUAGCCUUUGAACCAUUGUAUUUAUUUAGGUUCAUUAGCCUUCUGUUAUGUAUUGAGCUUAGAUAUUUUGCAUGUCAUCCUGUCUUAUUUUCACAAACUUGUUGGUUUCUCUUUAAUUAGAUUUUCUGGAUUAUGUAUC
Molecule: messenger RNA, 2420 nt
Organism: Oryza sativa Japonica Group (Japanese rice)
Lineage: Eukaryota; Viridiplantae; Streptophyta; Magnoliopsida; Poales; Poaceae
Source: RefSeq, a predicted model, not a curated record